Clupea harengus (Atlantic herring) is the source of this 8345-nucleotide messenger RNA. It is a transcript of the gene tjp1a, whose product is annotated as tight junction protein 1a. Gene Ontology annotation, cellular component: bicellular tight junction; plasma membrane. The record is from RefSeq and is a predicted model, not a curated record. Gene Ontology annotation, biological process: establishment of endothelial intestinal barrier; positive regulation of blood-brain barrier permeability; protein localization to cell-cell junction. NCBI's taxonomy places the organism in Eukaryota, Metazoa, Chordata, Actinopteri, Clupeiformes, Clupeidae. Gene Ontology annotation, molecular function: cell adhesion molecule binding.
AGAUAUUUUUUUUUGGAGGGGGGGAGCAGUAAGAGAGAGUAGGAGAUACAAAAGAAAAGAAGUCCACCUCCAGGCAAGUGGGGCAAAAAACAAUGUUCUUCCCCCCCUGCCUGAAGACUCGGACGGAUUAAGCGUCUAUUCCGAGCUCUAAUAAGAUUAGUGUGUUAAUGCAGACAUGAGUCGUGGCGGCGUGGUACCUUUUGUUGAUCUCCCGCGGGAGUGCUUCUCCACACGGUCCGCGGCUGCUGGGAAUGGCGCGCUGAUGCCACGCGAGGCUGGAGCGACGCGGGCGGAUGCCCGGGAAUAGAGACUGCCCGCUCGCCCGCUGUCCCGGUCGGCGUUUCCGCGGAGAGGAGCUUUUGCGCUCGUGAGCCGGCGGACAACAUGAAGUACCAGAAAUACAUCACAGUCAUGCAGAUGGCCAUGGGGGUGACCGCCUCCAACAAAGACAUUAUCCCUCCCAAGAGACAGUUGUGGGUUCCUCCAAAUGACAGUGCGUUCCCCGAGGCAGCAGGUGGCUCUGUGGCGGGCGCUGCCGCCACUUUGAUGUCAGGCUCAUCCCUGUCCACGCUCUCCCUGAGUCAGAGCAACAAGCCGUCUCUGCGCCGCAUCAAGGGCCGCAUCCACCGCAGCAAGAGCCUGGACAGCAUUGACCUGCUCGACUGCAAUAGUGCGAUGGAGGAAACGGUGAUAUGGGAACAGCACACAGUGACUCUUCAAAGGGCACCGGGCUUUGGGUUUGGGAUCGCUAUUUCUGGGGGACGGGACAACCCCCACUUCCAGAGCGGGGAGACGUCCAUCGUCAUCUCAGAUGUGUUGAAAGGAGGUCCAGCAGAGGGGCUUCUCUCGGAAAAUGACAGAGUGGUGAUGGUCAAUGCCGUCUCAAUGGACAAUGUGGAACAUGCCUACGCUGUACAGCAGUUGAGGAAAAGUGGCAAAAAUGCCAAAAUAACGAUCCGGCGCAAGCGGAAGGUGCAGAUCCCGGUGGCACGCCCGGGCGACCGCGAGACGAUGUCGGAGCGAGAGGACGACAGCGAAGAGGAGGAGUAUGAGGGGCCGGGGGCAUAUGCCUCGGCCGGAGCCAGCGGCGGCUCAGGGACGGGCCGCCGCAGCGAGCGGACAGAACGGGCUACGUCCCGGGACAGGAGCGCCUCCCCUCGCUCAGUGGCCUCCAACUCCUUACCCCCGCGGCCUGCGAAAGUCACCCUCGUCAAGUCCCGUAAGAACGAAGAGUAUGGGCUGCGUUUGGCCAGCCACAUCUUCGUGAAGGACAUCUCCCCCGAGAGUCUCGCAGCACGAGACGGCAACAUCCAGGAAGGAGACGUAGUGCUGAAGAUAAAUGGCACAGUGACAGAGAACCUGUCCCUGAUUGAUGCCAAGAAGCUGAUCGAGAGGUCAAAGGGCAAGCUGAAGAUGGUGGUGCAGCGAGAUGAGCGCGCCACACUCCUCAACAUCCCCGACAUGGACGACAGCAUCCCCUCCGCCAACUCCGACAGAGAUGAUAUUUCUGAGAUCCAUUCGCUGACGUCUGACCACUCCCAUGAACGCUCGCGUGGGGCACGCUCUCGCUCUCCGGACAAGCGCUCCGAGCCCUCUGACCUGUCCAGACAGUCCCCACAGCAGAUCAGCAACGGCAGUCGGAGGCGAAAAAUGGCAGUUACGUUCUCACACAGAGGGCUUUCACUCCACAAGAGUCGUGAUGAUGAGCGCGUGUCGUCCAAAGCGGGCACCACGUCCACGCCCAUCAAAGGCUCGGCGGAGACGCUCCACUCCCAGCCCAGCGAGCAGUCUGGCUCGAGAGACGAGAAGCAGAUCCCCCCACUGCCAGAGCCCAAGCCUGUGUAUGCCCAGCCUGGGCAGCCUGAUGUGGAUCUGCCUGUGAGCCCAUCUGAUGCCCCUGUGCCCAGCGCUGCCCACGACGAGAGCAUCCUCAGGCCCAGUAUGAAGUUGGUGAAGUUUAAGAAGGGGGAGAGCGUGGGGCUGCGUCUGGCCGGAGGCAACGAUGUGGGGAUAUUUGUGGCCGGCGUUCUGGAGGACAGCCCUGCUGCUAAAGAGGGCCUCGAGGAGGGAGACCAGAUUCUCAGGGUAAAUAAUGUUGACUUUGCAAACAUCAUUCGCGAGGAGGCCGUGUUGUUUCUGUUGGACCUGCCGAAAGGAGAGGAGGUCACCAUUCUGGCCCAGCAGAAGAAGGACGUGUACCGGCGGAUAGUGGAGUCUGACGUGGGCGACUCUUUCUACAUCCGCACCCACUUUGAGUACGAGAAGGAGUCCCCCUACGGCCUGAGCUUCAACAAGGGCGAGGUGUUCCGCGUGGUCGACACCCUCUACAACGGCAAGCUGGGCUCCUGGCUCGCCAUCCGCAUCGGCAAGAACCACCAGGAGGUGGAGAGGGGCAUCAUCCCCAACAAGAACAGGGCGGAGCAGUUAUCCAGUGUGCAGUACACGCUGCCUAAGACUCCAGGCGGUGACAGGGCAGACUUCUGGCGGUUCCGCGGUCUGCGCACCUCCAAGCGGAACCUGAGGAAGAGCAGAGAGGACCUGAGCGCCCAGCCCGUCCAGACCAAGUUCCCUGCCUACGAGAGGGUCGUCCUGAGAGAGGCUGGUUUCCUCAGACCGGUGGUCAUCUUUGGGCCCAUCGCUGAUGUGGCCCGAGAGAAGCUGGCCAGAGAGGCGCCUGAUCUGUAUGAGCUCGCCAAGACGCAGAACCACCAAGAAGCGGAAAACAGUGAACCGCGGGAUGCCGGCACGGACCAGCGCAGUUCCGGAAUCAUCCGUCUACACACCAUCAAACAGAUCAUUGACAGGGAUAAACACGCGGUGCUGGACAUCACCCCUAACGCGGUGGACCGUCUGAACUAUGCGCAGUGGUACCCCAUCGUGGUGUUCCUGAACCCCGACAGCAAGCAGGGCGUGAAGAACAUGAGGGGCCGCCUGUGCUCCGAGUCCCGCAAGAGCGCCCGCAAGCUCUACGAGAGGGCCCUCAAACUGAGGAAGGGCAACCACCACCUAUUCACUUCAACCAUUAACAUGAACAACAUGAAUGACGGAUGGUACGGUGGUCUGAAGGACACCAUACAGCAGCAACAGAACCAACUUGUCUGGGUCUCAGAGGGCAAGGCGGACGGUGCCCCUGAGGACGACCUGGACAUCCACGACGACCGUCUGUCGUACCUGUCCGCGCCGGGCAGCGAGUACAGCAUGUACAGCACGGACAGCCGCCACACCUCCGACUACGAGGACACGGACACGGAGGGCGGCGCCUACACCGACCAGGAGCUGGACGAGACGCUCAUCGACGAGGCCGGCCCGCCUCCGCCGCCCGGCGACGCCCUGACCCGCUCGUCCGAGCCCGUGCAGCAGGACCAGGUGGUGCUCCAGCAGCCGCCGCCCGGCUACGCCGCCGCCACCGCCUACCCGCCCCACGGCCUCGCCAUCGGAGACCCCUCCCCGCUGGGCCGCAUCGAGCCGGCUGGCUUCAAAGGCCCCGCCCCCCAGACAGCAGAGGCUGCUGCUGCUGCGCCCCUUGUGGUUGAGCCGCUGGCCCGGGCAGCGCCCCCUACAGUUCGACACGCUGCAAGCGCCGCCACCACCCCGGAACCCCCCUCCACCUCCACUGAGCCCCCCCCACCCAUCACCUCCACCACCUCCAACUCCAACUCCGCCUCCAGCCUCACCCCCCCAGAGGCUGGUCCAAUCAGGAGUAGUCCUGUCCCAGAGCUAGCCCCACCCCAGAUUCAUGAGCCCAUCCAAUCCGGGGCACCCGGGUCGGAACCAAAGAUGUAUAAGAAGGAGAUCUACAGCAUGGACGAGCCAAUCAGGGUGAGCCCAGGCCUGAAGCAGCCCCCGCAGUCGGCCUAUCACGCGCAGCCGUACGGCGAGGAGGCGCCGUACCGCGACUACGACCAGCUGCCCUACCGCUACGAGGCCGGAGGCUACCUGGAGCCAAAGUCCCGUGGCUACGACGCAUCGCGCCUCCACUAUGACCCCCACGUGACCUCAUACAGCGAUCAGCAGCAGCACCAGCAGCAGCAGCACCAGCAGCAGCAGCAGCAGCAGUGGCCAGCAUACGACCAGCCCCCGCCGCCGCAGCGCCUGCCCUACGAGGACGGACCCGACCGUGCCUACAGCCCCCCCCAGCCCCGAUACGAGGAGCCGCCGCUGGGGUACGACGGACGGCCGCGCUACGGCAAGCCGGCGGUGCCUGUCCGCUACGACGAGCCCCCUCCUCCCAUCUCGUCAGGGUACGACCCGCACGCCUACUCCCCAGACCCCCCCGCCCUCAUGCAGAGGCCCCCCUACAGCCAGACGCCCCCCGCCAUGCGCAACAACUACGCCAACAUGGACGCCCCCGCGCCGCCACCCAAGCCAGAGGCGCUGCCUUCGCCCGACGAGUUUGGUGCGCCCAAUGUGCUGUCCCCUCCGCCGGCGUCGGUGAGCCCCGCGGCGGGCAGCGGCAGCGGCAGCGGAAGUGGACACGAGGGUGAGGACGAUGCCGCCAUGAAGCCACGGUCGGUGCUCACGCGCGUCAAGAUGUUCGAGAACAAGCGUUCCGUCUCCGUGGACCGCGCGCGAGACGUAGACAUGGGGAUGAGGACGUUGGAAAUGGUGCCCAAGCCUGGCGUCGGGCCCGGUUUAGUACCCAAAGCCAACUCUCUGAGUAACCUGGACCAGGAGAAGACUUUCAGAAUGCCUGAGCCCCAGCAGCCCCAGAGGGUGGCCGAUGAUGACAUCGUGCGCGCCAACCAUUACGACCCAGACGAGGAUGAGGAGUACUACCGCAAGCAGCUCUCCUUCUUCGACAGGCGCAGCUUCGACAGCAAGCCCGCCCCCGCCCCUGCCCCCGCCCCCGCCAGCAAACCAGACAAGAUCAGCCCUUUGCCAGGAAACUCCAACGGCCCACCACCGAUACUGCCUAAGCCUACUUCAUUAGAUGCAGUGAGUCCACCCCCCAAUCCUCUGGCCUCACCCAAAUCCAAACCCUCGGGUCGGGAGGAAACAGUCCUGACCAAUUACCUGCCCCAGAAGAGCUUUCCGGAGAAGUCCCCCGUCAACGGCACAGACCAGCAGGCGCCCAAGACGGCCGUGGCCUACAACCGCUACGUGCCGAAGCCCUACUCCUCCGCGCGCCCGUUCGAGCGCAAGUUCGACAGCCCCAAGUUCAACCACAACCUGCUGCCCAACGACACGCCGGUGAGGAGCGAUGGCGGCGGGGGGAAGAGUCCGGUGAACAACGUGCCCAAACCGCAGGGCUCCCCCCAACCGCCCGACCACGACAGCGGCGUGGACACCUUCACCCGCACCAUGGACCACCGCAAGUACCCGCACAACAACAUCAACGCCGUGCCCAAAGCCAUCCCCGUCAGCCCGAGUGCUCUUGACGACGAUGACGAGGAUGAAGAGCACACAGUGGUUGCCACGGCGCGGGGCAUCUUUAACUGUAACGGGGGCGUUUUGAGCUCCAUAGAGACGGGCGUGAGCAUCAUCAUCCCGCAGGGCGCCAUCCCCGACGGCGUGGAGCAGGAGAUCUACUUCAAGGUGUGCCGUGACAACAGCAUCCUGCCCCCGCUCGACAAGGAGAAAGGUGAAACCCUGCUGAGUCCUCUGGUGAUGUGCGGUCCUCACGGCCUGAAGUUCCAGAAGCCCGUGGAGCUGCGCCUGCCUCACUGUGCGUCUAUGACCCCUGAUGGUGAUCCCAAGAGUUGGCAGAAUAAGGCCCUACAGGGGGACCCCAACUACCUAGUGGGGGCCAACUGCGUGUCUGUGCUGAUCGACCAUUUCUGAAGAGGGAGAAAGCUGGCCUGUUACUGAAUGUGUGGCCUGGAGAACAACGCAGAGGACGAAAGCUGCCCUCCCAGAACACACGCACACGCACACGCACACACACACACACACACACACACACACACAAGAUAGUCACUGCCCUGGCUUGCAGGAUGGUAGUGGGGAGGUGUGUCGUCCCUACCGCCUACUCACUCUGCUGAAGGAUCUCCCCUCCACGUUCCAGACGACGAUUACUGUAACCAUGGGAACCGGAGGGACCCUGAGCGUUCUCUGAAGUGCUGUUGUUUUUAUUCUUCUCUCCUCUACUCUAAGUGCUCAAAGGCUUCGUAAACGUAACCAGAACAAAAAAGAAAAAAAGAGAAAAAAAAAGACUUUGUUUUUGUUUAAGAAAAAAAAAAUGUGCUUUGAUGGAAUGCAUGCUCAUUGUGCCACUGGAUAGUAAACACUGUUUGGCCAUCUUUGAACUAAUCGUUGUUACAUUCGACAUGGUGUGCAAGGCUACAUGAAGUAUUUCAGUUUAUACUAGAUAGAUAGUCACUUAAGACAUUACAGAGCAUAUUUAUACUAUAUAUGCACAGCAUAUAUAAUAUGAAUAUAAUAGUGAUUUUAUAGUAAUCUACUAUUAGCUUUAUAGCUUCUUUUCAUAUUUCACUUUCCCACAAGAUGAUACUGAUCGAGGAGGACUGUUUGCACACACACACACACACACACACACACACACACACACACACACACACACACACACACACACACAGUCUGUGGACUUGUGAAGGAUUGGGAAUUCAGUGCCAGAAACCAAUGCUGGAAAGGAUUGGCAAGGUCUUCCAAAAAGCCUAGAGGCUGCUGGAAUCUUCCAGAAGAAGAAGAAGAAAAAAAAGCUAGCGGAACCGACAACUGACAGACUGAGAUGAGACCAAAUCCUGCACCCCUCACACGCCAGCACCUCAUCCAAGAUGGCCGCCUUCUCUUGGGCCUCGAGUCAACCGGAUUCUUGCUGGAACCGGACCAGAUCGGCUCUCUAGAAUCAGCAUCCAUCUGCUCCAUUUCUACUUCUCCUCUCUCUCCUCAAGACAAACCUGUCCUCGCCUUUUGAGUUGUUUAGUUUUCACCGUCUGUUGUUUUUCUAGUUUUAUUUUUUUGUGUUUGUUUCUAUAUUUGAACUUUCUUACAGCGAUCUACCUUCUGGCCUACCUUUGUAGACGAGCUCACUCUCCUACUGUUGCUCUGCUGACGCCCGCUCUUCCUGCGGCCCCAGGGGCGGCUGACUUUGGCUCUGAUCUGGCAAAGACCUGGGCCUGGAUCUAGGGUCUACGAUCUAGCAUCCAAGACCUGGAUCUAGAAUUAAGGACCUAAGACCUAGAUCUAGGGUCUAGGAUCUAAAACCUGGGCCUGGAUCUAAGAUUUAGGAUCUAGGAUCUAGGCCUGGAUUUGUGUCAGAGUCAGCUGCAUCCUGGGCUGCAUCCUGAUCUAUGCAUGUGGUUCGGCUCAGGCCCUCUCAGACACUACCCUGCCCCACAUAGCAGCCGGAUCUGGGCCAAACAGGGGCCAAGUCUGGACCAGAUCCUAACGCCAUCUGGGCUCUCACCUCCAGCACGCUGUGAUGCCUUAUCUCAAGAUUACUAGUACUACUACUACUACUAUUAUUCACUUUUGAAAUACGAUUUACAGUGAAAAAUUUGUUUUUGUUUUGUUUUUUCUAAGUUAUGGUGAUGAUAGUGAUUACAACUAUGAUGAUGAUGAUGAUAAUGAUGAUGUUGCAUGGUGACGAUGAAGAAAGGUGAAUAUAAAUGAAGUCAUUGAAGUUGAAAUGUUCAUUAGACGGUUCCUGUGAAGGACUGAAGGAGGUGGGCGGGAAAAAAACUUGUUCCUGUCUGCUGUGCAUAAGACUUCAGAUAGAUUUUUUUUUCCAAAAGAAAACAAGUGAUCAGAAGGAAUACAGAAGUGAAAAGAGGAGGAGGAGGAGGGGUGAUGAAGUGGCUGUACAUACCGCUAGCAUAUGGCCUUGGUUCUUGGUUUGUAAAUGAACUUUUUGUAAUGUCUUUAUUAUUUUGUAUAAAACCUAGUGGAAGAAAAAAACAUUUCUUUAAAAAAAAAAAAAUGAUUAUGAUUAUCUUUGUAUUCUGGUUAUACCCUCGAGCCUUGGAACUUGUAACAGUAAUACAACUACCUUUUCUACCAGCAUAUUCAUAUAUGCACACAUUAAAAUACAAACAUUUUUGAUGGUCACUACAACAACCAACAAUAAAAACACUUUUUAUGGUUAUUCACAAAAGAGGAAAGUGCUUGAUCUAUACUACUCAGAAUAAAAACGUAUUCUUUCUGAAAAAGUGUGCUAUUUAACUCUCCUCUUCCUCUCAUCUGUGAUACUGGAUGCUGUAUUGUGUGCCCUCAAAUGUAUUUUUGUACUAAUAGACAAUUUAUUAUGGCACACCAGUACCACUCUUUAGCUAGGAUAACACAGCUUCAAAUGGAUAUUAGCUCUUCACGUGUGGCUAACUUUUUUCCGUUUUUUUCCGACACAAUUUAAGUAUAUCACUUAAUUAAUAAAAAACCUUUUUAAAGUA